AUGGCUACUGCGGUAAUGAGAAAAACCCUAAAAUCAGUAAACCCAUUUUUUCUCAGAAUCCUAACGUCUCAAAACUGCUUCCUCGGCUCCCUCGCCACUGCCGGAGAACCCGAACCCGACGGCCCGUCUUCGUCCUCCUUCUCCUUCUCAUCCGACGUUGGACUUCAAGAUGGUCAGAAAAAGAAUGAUAAUAUCUACGUUAAAGCCCACGAAAAGACGCCGUCAUCAUCAGUGACCAUGCCCAUGGCGUUCAUGACUGGAUCGAUCGUAGGCAAAAGGUUCUACAAGCAAGUGACUACUAGAGAGGCCGACGAUGGUAACGGUUGGUCUGUCAUGCUAGAUUAUAAAACCUUAAAGACCCCUUCGAAAAGGCCUCUCAAGUGUCCUACUUUAGCUCUUGCUAAGGCUAUUGCAGCUGAAUGGGAGUACCAGCAAAUAGAUGGAAUCAGACCAUUUACAAUGCCUCUGAUGAAACUUGCUUGUACUGCUUUGGAAAGAGUUCCACUCACUCGUCCAAAAAUAAUUGAGCAUCUUAUGAAGAAGUUUCAUCAAGAUUUAGUAUUCUGCCGUGCUCCAGGAGAUAAUGACUGGACAAGGGGUGUCCUUGAACGGCAAGUGGAGAAAGUUGAUCCUAUACUUGAUUGGGUACAAUCAGAAUUCGGCUACAAACCUGUUGUUUACUCCAGUUUCUUUGGUGGCAAGCAGGCGGAUGGUCUUGUAAAUGCCGUAGAAAGCCUUCUUAAAAAGACUGAUGAUUGUGAACUGGCAGCAAUUGAUGCAAUUGCGGCAGCUGCACAUUCUUUA
This is a messenger RNA of Ilex paraguariensis (yerba mate), 804 nucleotides long. NCBI's taxonomy places the organism in Eukaryota, Viridiplantae, Streptophyta, Magnoliopsida, Aquifoliales, Aquifoliaceae. The record is from the annotation of a GenBank genome assembly.